Messenger RNA from Mobula hypostoma (lesser devil ray), 9266 nucleotides. RefSeq names its product DENN/MADD domain containing 5A (gene dennd5a). Lineage: Eukaryota; Metazoa; Chordata; Chondrichthyes; Myliobatiformes; Myliobatidae. Gene Ontology annotation, cellular component: trans-Golgi network. Gene Ontology annotation, biological process: retrograde transport, endosome to Golgi. Gene Ontology annotation, molecular function: guanyl-nucleotide exchange factor activity; small GTPase binding. Bases 1407 to 4997 code for a protein of 1196 amino acids. The transcript is spliced from 23 exons. The record is from RefSeq and is a predicted model, not a curated record.
CUGAGGAAGGGGAAAACAGAAAUAAAUCAAAGAUGGCAUGCAACAGAGAUGAUAGUAAAGACAGGUUGGAGAUGAGGCAUAAUCACAGCCAGUGGGAUGAGUUACAGGGCAAUAGAGGUGAGGUGCAGUUAAAACAGAAAGCAGCAAAUACUGGACUGAAAGUGUUGUAUUUGAAUGCACGCAGCAUAAGAAAUAGAAUGGACAAUUUUGAAAUUCAGCUACAGAUUGGCAAGUAUAACGUUGUGGCCAUCUCUGAAACUUGGCUAAAGAAUGGCUGCCAUUGGGAGUUGAAUGUCCAAGAAUAUGCGGUGUAUCAGAAAGAUAGUUUAAUAGGCAGAGAGGCUGGUGUGGCCCUGUGUAUAAGAAAUAAUAUUAAAUCAUUGGAAAGGGAUUUGUUGGCUGGUGGCGUAGUGGCAUCAGCACCAGACUUCGGAGUGAAGGCUCCCGAGUUCAAAUCCAGCCAGCUGCCUUGCAUGCUUUCAAUCUGUGCUGGGUUGAGCGUCGAGCUAGCAACUCUGCCUCGUAAAAACAAGAAAGCCUGCUUAAAAAAAAUGCUGUCAUGACGGCAUCCCGAUGACUCCACUCGAAGUUGGGGGCUUUCUUCUUCCAUUAGAAAGGGAUGACAUAGGAUCGGAAGGUGUAGAGUCUCUAUGGGUUAAGUUAAGAAAUGGCAAGGGUAAAAGAACCCUAAUGGCAGUUGUAUACAGGCCUCCAAAGAGUGUCAGGGAAGUGAAGUAUGUGCAGUGAAAAUUAUGACUGGGGAGGUGCUCAGGAAGCUUAGUGGUCUGAGGGUGGGUAAAUCUCCUGGACCUGAUGGAAUGCACCCUCGGGUUCUUAAGGAAGUAGCUGGAGAGAUUGUGGAGGCAUUAACAAUGAUCUUUCAAGAAUCAAUAGAUUCUAGCAUUGUACCGGAUGACUGGAAAAUUGCAAAUGUUACUCUGUUAUUUAAGAAGGGUGGGAGGCAGCAGGAAGGAAACUAUGGACCUGUUAGCCUGGCAUCAGUGAUUGGGAAGUUGUUGGAUUACGGAGUACCUGGAGGCACAUGACACGAUAAGCCAAAGCCAUUAUGGUUUCCUGAAAGGGAAAUCCUGCCUGACUAACCUACUGCAAUUUUUUUAAGGAAAUUACAAGCAAGGUAGACAAAGGAGAUGCAGUGGAUGUGGUGUACUGUAUUUGGAUUUUCAGAAGGCCUUUGACAAGGUGCUGCACAUGAGGCUGUUUAGCAAGCUUUAUGCCAGUUCUUACAGGCUUCUAAAGGCAGAGGUGGUGCUGGGCGUGUCAGUUCAAGUGCAAAUGAAGGUGAAAAUUAUGAACAGAGCCCUUUGCGCAGAACCUUUAAAUCUAAAGUGUUGGCUCAUUAUCCAGAAAAUGUGGAAUGGAACCCCUUUGAUCAGGAUGCUGUUGGGAUGCUCUGCAUGCCGAAAGGCCUUUCCUUUAAAACACAAUCUGACAACCGAGACCCACAAUUCCAUUCGUUCAUCAUCACGCGAGAGGAUGGUUCUCGCACCUACGGAUUUGCUCUCACGUUUUAUGAAGAGGUGGCAAGUAAACAGAUCUGCAGCGCAAUGCAAACGCUGUAUCAUAUGCAUAAUGCAGAACAAUACGAUAUUCUUCAUACCUCAUCCGCAAUCUGCAUAAACUCAGCGGAGGGUAUCUCUGAAAACUGCAGUGACAUGUCCACGGGAGUUUCUAAACUACAGCGUUUUAACUCAUAUGAUAUUAGCAAGGAUACACUUUAUGUCUCAAAAUGCAUUUGCUUGAUUACACCCCUGCCUUUCAUGCACGCCUGUAAGAAGGUUCUUGAACAACUCUAUCAAGCUGUGACUUCUCUUCAACCUCCUCCACUACCACUGGAAAGUUAUGUUUACAAUAUUCUAUAUGAAGUGCCACUGCCACCAGCAGGGAGAUCGUUAAAAUUUUUGGGAGUAUAUGGUUCAAUUGUUUGUCAGAGGCCAAGUGCCAAUGAAUUACCACUAUUUGACUUUCCAAUUAAUGAAAUGUUUGAACUUUUGGGUCUGGAAAAUGUGCUCCAACUCUUCACCUGUGCAUUGCUGGAAAUGCAAAUCCUGCUGUACUCCCAACAUUACCAGAGACUGAUGACAGUAGCAGAAAGUAUCACAGCAAUACUGUUUCCCUGUCAGUGGCAACAUGUGUAUGUCCCCAUCCUCCCAGCAUCACUCCUUCAUUUUUUAGAUGCUCCUGUUCCUUACUUGAUGGGUUUGCAUUCCAAUGGGCAGGAUGACCGGUCUAAGUUAGAGUUGCCACAAGAGGCAAAUCUGUGUUUUGUGGAUAUAGACAACCAUUUUAUUGAGUUGCCGGAAGACUUGCCUCAAUUUCCAAACAAAUUGGAAUUUAUUCAAGAAGUCUCUGAAAUUCUCAUGGCUUUUGGGAUUCCACCUGAAGGGAACUUGCACUGCAGUGAAAGUGCCUCUAAGCUGAAAGACUUCAAAGAGAGUGAUGUGGCCUGUGAUAAGAAGAACGGAAAUGUUGCUGGGUCAGCACUGAACACUUAUGAAUUGCUGAAGGAAAAUGAAACCAUGGCAAAACUGCAGGCUCUCGUGAAGAGGACUGGUGUCAGUUUAGAAAAGCUGGAAGUGAGAGAAGAAGCUGGAAGUAACAAAGAUUUGAAGGUUCAUUGUGACGAGGAAGAGCUGAGGAUCCAUCAGCUAAACAUCCAGAUCAGAGAAGUCUUUGCCAAUCGCUUUACCCAGAUGUUUGCUGAUUAUGAGGUAUUUGUAAUUCAGCCCAGCCAGGACAAGGAAUCCUGGUUCAAUAAUCGGGAACAAAUGCAGAACUUUGAUAAGGCUUCUUUCCUUUCAGACCAACCUGAACCCUACCUACCAUUUCUGUCCAGAUUUCUUGAAACGCAAAUGUUUGCGUCAUUCAUUGACAAUAAGAUAAUGUGUCACGACGAUGAUGAUAAAGACCAAAUUUUGAGGGUGUUUGAUACCAGAGUUGACAAAAUAAGGACUUUGAAUGUUAGGACGCCAACACUGCGUACAUCAAUGUAUCAGAAGUGUACCACUAUUGACUCAGCAGAGAAGGCAAUUGAGCUGCGACUUGCAAAAAUUGACCAUACCGCAGUACACCCUCACCUCCUAGAUAUGAAAAUCGGCCAGGGAAAGUACGAAUCUGGAUUCUUCCCGAAACUACAGUCAGAUGUGCUUUCCUCUUCACCAGCCAGUAACAAGUGGGUGAAGAGGAGUGCCCCUGCCCAGUGGAGACGAAAGGAUCGGCAAAAGCAGCACACAGAACACUUACACCUUGAUAAUGAUCAAAGAGAGAAAUACAUUCAGGAAGCUCGGAAUCUUGGCACGGGCAUGCGUCAGCCUAAGCUAUCCAACCUCUCUCCAUCAGUAAUCGCACAUACCAACUGGAAGUUUGUUGAGGGUCUGCUGAAAGAAUGUCGUAAUAAAACUAAGCGCAUGUUGGUGGAGAAAAUGGGGCGUGAAGCAGUAGAGUUGGGUCACGGUGAGGUGACGCUCACAGGAGUGGAAGAGAAUACGUUAAUUGCAAGUCUCUGUGAUUUGUUAGAGCGAAUUUGGAGUCAUGGACUACAGGUCAAACAAGGUAAAUCAGCCCUUUGGUCUCAUCUGUUACAUUACCAAGAGAACAAAGAGAAAAAGGAAGCUUUGCUUGGAACGACCAGCAGCCCAGGAUUCAACCAGGAUCAAGACAGGAGGAAGCUUGAUGGCUCUUGGAUGCCUCCCUUAAAGAUCUCACUCAUCCAGGAUAUGAGGCAUAUACAGAAUAUUGGUGAGAUCAAAACUGAUGUGGGAAAAGCUCGAGCAUGGGUACGACUUUCAAUGGAAAAGAAAUUGCUGUCUAGACAUCUCAAGCAGUUGCUUUCAGACCACGAGUUAACAAAAAAACUUUAUAAACGUUAUGCCUUCCUUCGCUGUGAUGAUGAGAAGGAACAAUUCCUGUACCACCUCCUUUCAUUCAACGCAGUGGAUUACUUCUGCUUUACUAAUGCAUUUACAACAAUCAUGAUUCCAUACCAUGUGCUGGUCAUUCCUAGUAAGAAGCUAGGAGGCUCCAUGUUUACAGCAAAUCCCUGGAUCUGUAUAUCAGGAGAGCUGGGAGAGACGGGUAUCCUACAGAUACCCAAAAGUAGCCUUGAAAUGACAUUUGAGUGUCAGAACUUGGGAAAACUUACAACAGUGCUCAUUGGUCAUGAUAACUCGGGGUUGUAUGCCAAGUGGCUUGUGGACUAUGUUGUGGUUCGGAAUGAAAUAACAGGUCAUGCAUAUAAAUUUCCUUGUGGCAGGUGGCUAGGAAAGGGAGUCGAUGAUGGGAGUCUGGAAAGGAUCCUUGUUGGUGAACUUGCUUCAGGCACACAAGAAACUGACGAGCGUCACUGUCGAACUCCCCCAAUGCAGCAAUCUCCAAGUAUGAUCAGGAGGUUUGUCAAUAUAACUCCUACCAAUAGACCAAAGCUAAACACUGGCCAGAUACAAGAAUCUGUAGGCGAAGCCAUCAAUGGGAUCGUCAAGCACUUUCACAAGCCUGAGAAAGAGAGAGGUAGCCUGACAUUACUGCUGUGUGGGGAAAAUGGACUUGUGUCAGCUUUAGAGCAAGUGUUCCACCAUGGGUUUAAGUCACCUCGACUCUUCAAAAGUAUUUUCAUUUGGGAUUUUUUGGAAAAAGCAUCUGUAUACUUUGAGAGUUUGGAACAUAUUGAACAUACACAGGAAGAGAACUGGCAAACUAGGGCUAAGAAAUUUUGCAAGUUUGUUGCUGCUAUUAAUAAUGCUCCUAGGAACAUCGGAAAGGAUGGGAAAUUUCAGCUACUGGUGUGUCUGGGAGCAAGGAAUCACCUCUUGCAUCAUUGGAUUGCGCUGCUUGCUGAUUGCCCUAUUAUUGCUCAGAUGUAUGAAGACACAGCUCUGAUUAAAGACCACACUCUAGUUAACUCCCUGAUCCGAGUGCUGCAAACUUUACAGGAAUUUAACAUCACACUGGAGACGUCACUGGUCAAAGGUAUUGACAUUUAAAAACAAUCACCAGCAUCCAGGAAAGGACCAUGCAAAAAUUUUGCUGCAUACCUGACAAAUAAAAUUGAAACUACAAAGGGAAAUAUUGGAAUUCAAGAACUUGUCUUGAAGUUGCAGGAGCUAUUUGCCAUAUAAUGUAUGCACAGAGCCAUUUUGAACCUUUACCUAAGAUUGCAUUAGGCUAUUGUAAAGUUUGAGAGAAUGUGCAUAUGUGCAGACUUUUACUGUAAUGUCAGCUGUCUAUAGUCUUUCUUGGUUGUACAGUGUAGUGCAGCCUAUCCAAGAACAAUGCUUGUUUAAAACUUUUUUUUGUCGAAAGCAAGAAAGAAGUAUUAUGUUUGAUUUCUUUUGCUGCAGUUUGUCAAUAUUUGCACUGUUAACCUGCAGUUUAAAUAGUCUAAUUUUUUUAAGUGUACAUAAAGACAGUGCACUGAAUUAUGCACAUUUACUAAGUAGCUGCUAAAAAGUGUGUGUGUAUAUAUGUAUAUAUAAAGAAAUUUGUAUGUGUGUAUCUGAUAUACAUGCGCAGUAUUCUUGUAAAUUUAAUUGGCAAGUUGGUAGUAUUUUUUCACAUGUUGAUCAAAGGAUGAAGAUAACAUUCUGAUAUUGUGCCGAACAAAUACGGUAUUUGUAAUGUUUUUGAUUAAAAGAAAUACUCUUCCUUUGUUUUCAGUUUACCAUCAAUUACAUAAAGUUGAUAAUUGAUAUCUCAUAAUUAGACAUAUGCCCUUGGCAUUCAAGCUCCUAUGAAGGUAUCUUAAUGAACUUAAAGUUCAAAAAGCUGUACAUUCAUAUACAUUUUUGUGCAUAUGUCUGGCUUUUCAUGCAUUUUCUGAUUGGCUGCUGUUACAUUUUAUAUCAUCUGUAACAUAGAGAACAUGGGAGGAAGUUCCACCAACUGGAUUAAUACACUUGAAUUUAAAGUUUACUCUUUUCCUUUUGUGCAUGUAACAUUCCUGGUGAAAAAUGUUUUCUGGAAAAAUUUUGUAUUUUCUUUUAUCUAUGUCUUUGGCAUUACAUCUUAUUUAUCACUUAAAUACAUUAAGAAAAAUAAGGUUAAAAUGAAAGUUCAUCAUUGAAUGUAGGAAUUUUUUUUUCAACCAACUGUGAUUUAGGUGAAACUUUUGACUUUAUCAAAUUAUAGUGUGGCAAGUUAUUUUUCUGUAAAUUGGAUUUCAUCCACAAUUCACCAAUAUUCCUGUGAAAUAAGUUUUAUUGCAGUAGUACAGAUUUAGCACUGGUAAUAUCAGUCUUGUUUUCAACUUUCGUUGUGCCAUUUAAAUUUUAAGUAGCUGUGCGUAAUAUCCAGAUUAUUUCCCAAUAAGCUUUGAAACGUUUGUGAAAUAAUAUCAUCAACCUCUGGUUUAUAUUCAGUGGAAAAAUGACUUGCAAGCCAUUUGUAAUGAAUAGCCUAAUGGUAGCUGGUUGGUUUCUGCUUCUGGAAGCAUGAUAAACAACAACUAUUCUGCCUUGGGUUCUUCGGCAAACAAUAUUGCCAUACAUUCAGAACAUUGUAAUGGGAAAGUUCUUCGGGGAUUUAAGUUUGUUAUGGGCUGACACUAAACUGGAAAUUGGUAUUCCAGAAGAAAGAAAAUGUCCGGUUAUAUCUGUUAAUGAUCUGAAUGGAAACUUGCUUGUGUCUUGCCUCCCCUUUUUCUUUUGAUCCUUUUAGAAGCCGGGCACUAAAGGUAGUGCAGAGCUGAAUGGUUGCCAGUGAUUUCUCUCUUAAUUCCUCCUUAUGGACAUCAGAUUGAGUUUCCUUGCAUUAACUACAUUGCAAGUUUAUUGAAGUUCGUUGAAUAGGCUGAAAGAUGUAAACAGUUAUGACUUAGUUCCCUGAGGAAUUACUUGUUUUCAACUUGCCCAAUGAGCAUUUGCAGUGUUCAGUAAAGUGUGAUAAAGUAACCCUCAUUAGAGCAAUUGAAAACCAAAUUAUAUUGUAGUCAUAAUAUUACAAUAUACAACAUUCUGUAGUUUUUAAAAGAAAAUUUGGAGUGCCAUAAUGUAGAUAUUGCCAUAUAUUCAGAGUAAGUUGUAUACUGUAGUUGAAAUUUAGGAAUGAUUUUCAGUACAUCAGUGAUUGAACUAGUGUAAGCUAUUGUUACAGUUGGCAGUUCCUAUGAACUUUCUGGCAUAUAAUUCACCAGACACUACUUUGAUGAAGAAUGAUAGAUUCCUAUCCUGCAAAGUUUAAGUUCACUUAAUGCCCUUGCAUUAAUGUUAAACAGGUGUAGCCUUUGAAACAUAAUCCCUGGGGAAAAGUGAUUAGGAAAAUUAAUGGCUAAGGUAUUACUUUUGUAGCUCAUCUGACUAUUUACUGGUGCUUUAACAUGCUCUGUAUAGGCUGUUUAUUUUUUUUUCAUUUUGACAAGUUGCCAAUAAUGAUACAGCAAGGGAAAAACUGGGCAUUUGGGACCAGAGUGAUUAAAAAGAUCCACUUUGUAUCUCCCUAACCAAUUAGACUGAAGGAUUCAUACCAUUCAAAGCUGUUUUAAUAAUUGAGCAACUGUGUCAUAACUACGAUAAAAUGGAAUUGAGUGUCAUAAGUGAGGGACCAUAACAACUAGUAAAUCAAAACAAUUAAUUUGGGGAAGCUUCUUUGUCAAAGUAAAAUCAAUGUGGAAUACAACAAGCAGCAAUACCAUAACAAGUGUACAUUUGUGGGGAAACUAGAUAAACAUGCAUGGGGAAAAUGUAACCUGUUAUGAAAGCAGAAUUAGGUUGGAAAAAACUGUGAGUAGAUUAAUAUAAAGUUAAGGUCCAAAGAUACAUUUCUUUAUAUUCUAUUAAUUUAAAAUUCAAUUUUAUUGUUUGUUAAAAUCUAUAUUGAUUUUUGGCAUCAGUUAUCAGAAUUUUUAUGUAUUAGAAAUAGAACAUUUCAUAUUCUUACCUCCUCAGCUUGUCUGGGCAUAUGGUACAAUGCACAUUCAUCUACUUACCCAAAAGUCAACAUUUCUAAAAAGUUGGUCUUUUACCAUAAUAUUUGAUUCUUCACUGAUAUUAGAUCAGAGAUGUUAAAAUUGUUCAGCAUUACAAAUCUGGAAAAGUUUGCUUUCAAAAUGUACUAAUGUAAACAACAAUGUCUGUGGUCACCAUUCUGUCCCCACUUUAAGUAGGAGAUUUUCUUGUUUUUAACAAAGUUGUAACAUUUUUUUCUGUACAUAUUUUUUUUGCCCCAUCUCUCAAACACACGGAUACACACUCUCAGGUUCCACAAAACCUGUGGUUAUUUUCCUUUCAGAUCUGAUGCUGAGUAGCUCAGACCUCUACAGUGUCAUGGAGUGGGUUACAAGGUGGCACUUCAGGAUAGUGGAUUCCAUGAGCAAACUUUCAGCCACUGUUGCAAAGGCAUACUUUUCCAGUGUUGAAAAGAAAUUUCUAACAUUACUUAAAGUACUUCUAAUUGUGCAGGUCCCAGCCUAUGCAGCUCACACCUGGGAACCUCUGGCAAGUCCCCUUAAGUAAACAACAUACCACAAUGACCCUUGGGAGUGGACCUUUUAAUUCCCACUAAUUUGUUAGCCCAUUCUUCCCAUUGAGUAUUGACUAUCUUAUCAAUCCACCCCUCAGUUCCCUAAAAUCCAGACACAGAUGUACUGUAACUGAUUUAUUUUCGUGCAUCUCACAAUGAUUAAAUAUCUUCCUGGAUGCGGUUCCUCACAUGGAGCCUUUGACAUUGCACUACAGAAUUUUACAUCCUUGGAUAAAAUAUUAACUUAGACUCUCCUUCAUCCACUAUAUUUGCCUUUUUUUGUUAAAUUCUGAACCUUCAAUCAUUCAAAAUGUUUCAAGUAUUUUGAACAUUUGCAGUAAUUGGAAAUGUAUUGUAAGAACAUUAAUAUUGUUUUACCAUCAGAUUGCUCUUUUGUUUAAGCUUUGAGUUGAAUGACUUUGGUUCCUCCACAAGAAUGAGUUAAACUCCUCUUUUCUAAUUUAUUCAUUCAUGGGAUGAGUACAUCCAAAGUAUUUAUUGUAUUUCCAUAAUUGACCUUGAACAUAAUAACCAUAAUUUGGCCAACGUAUUGGCUUUGAGUUGAAGUACCAUUUUGGUGUGAAGGCAUAUAGAACACAGUAGAGCAAUUCAGUCAGUUCUAUAUAUCUUGAAGCUCCAAUUUAUGAGAGGAAAAGGGCAAUAUUAGAUUUUAUUAAUGGAAAAGCAGCAACCCACAAACGUGUCUGUUCAAAAGUAUGCUAGUAAUUCUGGUUGGGGAAAACAGCUCAUAUUUUUAUUAAACAACACACAUCAAAGUUGCUGGUGAACGCAGCAGG